Messenger RNA from Drosophila bipectinata, 910 nucleotides. RefSeq lists its product as uncharacterized. Lineage: Eukaryota; Metazoa; Arthropoda; Insecta; Diptera; Drosophilidae. The record is from RefSeq and is a predicted model, not a curated record.
UGGGAUUUGAGUAUUCUGUCAAAUUUUGGUGCCGGGCGUGACCCUUUGCUUAAAUUACCGACGUCGCCGACAAUUGUUUCACUUUCCUCACUUCCAGCCGCAAAAUCUCUAGCCAUGAACAUUGUAUCCUUCUGACGAAAGCCACCAAACACAACAAAAAGGACCAAGACACGAAAACCCAAGAAAAUUCUCAGUUCAAGCCACUGUCGACGGCCGGGGUGCGUUGCCAGAAUGGGGGCCAACCUGACCGGAAUGGCGCGCGAGGAGCGGAGCGCGCGAGUCGAAGGUGGCGAGGAGGAGGCCAAAGCCCAGGCGAGGCAGCAGGAAACGCCUCAUGCCAAGGAUCAGUGUCCGUCGCCCUCGGAAACUGCCUGCCCGGAACCCCAGCCGGUGUACGCCGAAAACGCCAAGACGAGGCGCACCAAGUCCCGAUCUGUGAUAGGCGCCAUCGAGGACAUCCAGCGCAUGCCGGAGAAGGCCAUCUACGAGGAGUUCAACCGCCUGCUGAUGAACUCCGAUCCCCAGCUGACUCCCCUGGGAGAUCCACCCUGCAGGGACGUGGCCGCCCGGCUGCAGACCUGCCUCCAGCGAAGCCGCGAACGUUCCUGCAACUGCUUCAAGGUCAUGGAGCAGUAUCAGCACUGCGUGAUUCGGGCUACGCAGGACCACUUGGACGACCAGGUGCAGACGGGGACUUCCACCAUGGUGGUGGUGACGCCCCAGGCCAUUCCACCACCCGCCUACCCUCCUGCCACGCGCCCCCGGCGGUGCUGGUACAAGUUCUGGACCUGGUUUCGUUCGUAGUCAUGGUUUCCUGUGCCCAUCUGGAUCUGGGAAGUCCGAGAACCCACCUGACUGGCCGACCACCCGACUGUCUGUCUGAAAACCAAAUAAAGAAAUGGCUUUAUUA